AUGACGACCCAGAGAGGAGCAGAGAGAGUCAUUCGGGAGCUUACUGGCGAAUACAAGCUGGACGAGAACGUGUAUGAGAGUGGCAGAAAGUUCUUGCGCGAGUUGCUUCUCUAUAUUGACGCGAAAGUUUUCACGAAAGCCAGGACGCACAAAGAAGCUCCAUACGCAUCUUUCAAGAUACACUCUAGUCAUGUUGAAGUUGAGUUCAACGACGACGGCUUUACGGAAAGGGAUCUACAACAUAUUUGUGUGCCUUCCACCAUUGAGGAUGGAAGCAUUAGGGAAGAUUGUCUCAAAUCGGUCUUCAAAUCUACAGCCAAUGUUUAUCUCCGUUCAGGUGGCUACUCCAUUGACUUGCGUCUCUCGUCGAGUAGGGGCUCGAUAGAGCCAAGUUGGGUCGCGCCAUCUGCCCCAAUACCCGAUGCACUAACGCGCAUGGUUAUCUAUUUUCACGACUAUGGCACCGAAGAACACCUGGAGCGCCUGAAGGGCAUUAUUGUGGCACAAUAUGAAAGCUUACAAGCUGAAAGCCUACUGUUUCUUAGAUCACUCCGGCGCAUAAGCGUUGAGUUCUAUGGCAAGGGCGGUGAGCUCCGUCAAUCCAAACGAUUCUGCAAGCAAUGGAUCGCAUGGAAUCGCGAAUUACUUAAAGCCAAAAUCGAUAACCACGAUGAAAAGGAAGGACAAGAUCAAGUGUUCUUUGUGACGGAGCGGGGAGCUUUGGGCCGACGAAAUGUCAAAUUGGCGUUCCCACUGACCAAGAGCGACAAGCCCUUGAUCGGCACAAGAGACAAAGGGAUAUUCAACAUUUUGCCUAUCAGCAAAUCAAAGUACAACUUUUUGAUAGACGCCGAUCUUGAGCUUGACAAUCAACAAAAGCUUAAGCCUGACUCGAAAAGGAAUCAAGAAAUUCGUAUCUGGAUUGCAGAGGCGUUCUUGCAGGCCGUCUCUAUCUUUUGCAUUCCCACCAAUCUUCGUUAUGAAUGGCCGUUAUUUCUCCCUCCAAUCACUCACAAGACGCCCCUCAGUCUGGAGAUUCGAAAUAAGGCUCAGAAAGGCCUUUUAGUGAUGGUCCAUAAUCAGUCAGCAUCGAGAUGCAUGAAUGAUAUAAGAAUCCUACCUAAUCAUCUGAAAGACGAGAACGGACAACCGCUGCUAGAGCCUUUCGAAAACGACAACCUUUUGUCAAUGGACUAUCCUCCACGCGUGGUGCAGAUUUUUAAGGAGCACGGUGCAAAGACCUUGGAGGAUGAGGCUUUUUUGGGACAGCUGGAGGCUGAUAUGAGGUCAAAAAGUCCCAAGAUGCGUCGAAAACACACUACUGAAGAGUGGCAUUCAAGAAUGGCGCGAUUCCUUCUCAAGUUCUCGCAAACGUCAACCUUGAAUGCUUCGAGGGUCAAGACUAUUGAAAUUGUGCCUUUGAAAGAUGGGACAUGGACGUCUAUGCUAUCUGGACCGGUCUACUUUCCAUGUACGGGAGACAUUCCCCUCCCCGACACCAAAUAUUUGAAGGUGGUGGCGCCACGCGCUACUCGAAAUCCAGAUUGGUAUGCUCUAUUCAAAUCCCUUGGGGUUACUCAGCCCUCCGUCGAAACUACCAGGGAGUCAAUUCGUGGAAGCCUAAUGUUUGCACCUGAUACUAUCCCGCUAAAGCGUGUCAACGACUAUCUGCAAUAUCUCUACCUCACGCAUGAAGUCAGCGACUGGACGCGGGAUGAUUACGAAGAAGUUCUAGUUCUAUCAACAGACUCGGAACUUGAGAGGCCACAAUAUGAUUCUAAGGCAGUUUAUCUACCAGGCAAAGACCACCCGUUCAGUCCAGAAAGCCUUCUAGGACCUAUCAAGUCGGAAUCUUCUCUUUCCUACUCUUUCUUACAUCAUGAAACUUUGAGUUAUGUGCCAACUCAGGACAACGCUUCACAAAUCAGCUGGAGGAGAUGGCUUUGCGACUUCGUUGGCGCGAGGGAAGAAAUCUGCCUCGAAUCAGCCAGGACUGGGAAAUUAUCGUCUGAUUUCCUUUAUAUCGUGAGUCAAGGUCCAGACAAGCUUCUGGGCCUUCUCGAACAUCUUCUGUCUAAAGGUGAGGUGGAGCUAUCAAGCGAGUCUGCCAUCACAUCUGAGAUUCGGCAGCUGUCUGGAAGCAACCUUUGUGAUGUUGAAUUCGCGAUCGAGUUACAAGAUACUUGGCUUCCUCUCAAAACUCUCACUUGUAUAGUUGAGGCUUACAUGGAACAACCCGACCACUUCCCUUUUUUGAGAUCCAUCGAAGACGAUACUGGAGGCAUCGACACAAAGUGGAACUUUCUGUCCGAAUAUCUUCUUGUCGGUAAGGAAGAUAAUCUCGACUUUCGUCUCGAGAUCUUGCGUUCAAUACGUCGCUCAGAUCUUAAGAAGGAUCCAAUUUGUCAACUGCAAAAGGUCCUGUGCCUAUAUACUUCCAUGUAUGCCAAGCUCAUUGCCUCCGGAGAAAUGACAACUGACAGAGAGAAGCUCAGAAACUUCUUCGAUGAAUCCGGAGUCGUCUACUUCUAUGGAGAAGAACUUGAGUGGACGAGUUCCUCGUCUUGUUUGUGGGACGCACCACCGGAAAUGGUCACAAUGCGCUCGCUCAAGUCCUCUUACCAUGUUCAAGGCUCGAACGCCAAAGUUAGAAGCACCCUACAGAGCCUUUUCGUGGAAACGCUCGGUAUGCAGAAUGCUAAGCUUGAACAUUUGGUGGCAGAGCUGAAUGAGCUGCGAAUCAAAAAUGAGGAGGACUCUGCGAAGAUUCUGCGGAUCUAUGACUUCUUGAACACGAAUAUUCCCUCAUCCAAGGAUAUGAGGAGUUUAUUUGGGAGCUCGCCGCUUAUCUUCAUCCCCCACGGCCCAUACACAGGAUGGCACACGUCCACUGAAGUCCUAUGGUCUAGCAACACGUCCCUAUGCGGUAUGGGGACCCUGGACGACACAUAUGAAUCACUUCGCGAUUUCUUCGUCGACAAACUGGGCAUUGAGUCAUUAUCGCUACGAAUACUAUACGACCGCUUGAUAAAGUCUCCGAAGUGCGAGCCGCAGCAGAUGAAAGAGGCCAUUUUCAUCUUGAAUGACUUCCUACGAAGCGAGCCAGGAUUCCUGGAUCCGCAGCCUCUCAGGGAUGCUGAGAUAUUCCCUAUCAGACACCCAACGCCCAUAUUGCUUUCAUUUCACUCUUCCUGA
Fusarium tjaetaba is the source of this 3195-nucleotide messenger RNA. RefSeq lists its product as uncharacterized. The record is from RefSeq and is a predicted model, not a curated record. The coding region runs from base 1 to 3195 and encodes 1064 amino acids. NCBI's taxonomy places the organism in Eukaryota, Fungi, Ascomycota, Sordariomycetes, Hypocreales, Nectriaceae. The transcript has 5 exons.